CUUCUCCUGCCCUGCUCCCCCGGCUGCACCUGCUCUGUCCCCGGCUCGCCCUGCCCCCGGCUGAGCUCCCGCCGACUGACGUCAGGAUGCGAUGGCCGUGACCGCCCGUCCCGGUGCUUCGCGCUCGCCGGCAGCCGCCGAGCAACGCAGCCACCGCUGCCUGGGCUGCUGAUCUGCUCCUGCUGCUGCCACUGGUGAUCCCGCUGCUGCUGCUGCAGCUGGCACUGCUGGUAUUGCGACUGCUGCUGCUGCUGCAGCUGCAAUCCAUCUCCCGGAACAGCCAGCACCAAGUUCUCCAGGCUGUCCGCAGAAUGCGGCAGGAGUCCCAGAGGUCACCGCAGCGAGACUGAGCGUGGACACCGACAAAUAACAAGCCAAGGUCGUUGGGGAUUUGUAAAAGCAACCUUUCCAGGUUUCUUUUCCGCUUUGCUCGCCUCACCCUGCUGUUGGAUUUGAGAUCAUGUCAGUUAAUAUUGUAGCUUUUGGGAAUGAAAGAGAUGGUUUUUCUGAGGACAGCCAGCAGCCCAGCCUGAUCUGGAGCUAUCUCGGGAGAAGUGCUCUCAUUUCCCAGAUCGACAGCAGCUUGUCUGCCAGUCACGUUGGAAACCCAGUUUUUACUGAAUAUCAAGCCUGCGUGUUUGGAAAUGUCAGACUGGUGGUACACGACUGUCCUAUCUGGGAUAUAUUUGCCAGUGACUGGUACACCUCUUGCAGACUCAUUGGAGGAGCUGAUAUUAUUGUGAUUAAAUAUUCUGUCAAUGACAAGACUUCAUUUCAAGAACUAAAGGACAGUUAUGUCCCAAUGGUAAAAAAAGCAUUAAACCACUGCUCAGUUCCAGUAAUAAUUUCUGCUAUUGGUGCAAGAAAAAACGGAGUACCUUGCACCUGUCCCCUGUGCACUUCAGACAGGAGGAGCUGUGUCACAACAUCUGAGGGAGUUCAACUUGCAAAGGAACUUGGAGCCACUUACCUGGAACUGCACACUCUUAAUGACUUCUACAUACAGAAGUACUUUGGAGGAGUGCUGGAAUAUUUUAUGAUUCAAAGUUUGAAUCAGAAGUCAUCUGAAAAAAUGAAGAAAAGGAAAAAGAUUCAGAAGUGCCAUCGAGUCCAACCACCUCAGCUUGAACAACCAGAAAAAAUGCCAAUCCUGAAGGGUGAAGCCUCUCACUACAACACAGACCUGCACAACCUGCUCUGUGGCUGCCAGUGCGCUGACGUGGCCUUCUACCCCGAGGACCUCAGCACAGUGGCGGAGGCCCACAAGGUCAUCCUCUGCUCCGUCAGCCCCCUCUUCAUGCUGCUCUUCGGGGUGAAGAGCCCUGCCGACAUCCCUGACACCUCCAUCGUGCAGAUGGCGCGGAGUCUCUUUGCUGUGGAGGCGGGAGCUGCCUCCCCCCUGACCCCCUAUGGAGCCCCACCCUGCAUCCUGCCCAUCAGAGUGGUGGUGAAGGACUCUGUCUUCUGCUCUUGUCUCCCUGACAUCCUCCUCUUCAUUUAUUCAGGUGCUUUCCAGUGGGAACGAUUAGAAGAGGAUAUAAAAAAGAAGUUGAAGGAUCCAGAAAAAACUGAACAAGUGCUUGAGAAAGUCAAAUGCAUCCUGAAAACUCCAGGGAAGCAAAACUCUGUAAAGGUCUGCAGGUCUCACCAGAUAAAACAACUGUAUAAUACUUCCCUCAAGCUGUUCUUUAACACACCUGUCCUAGCUGAUGUCAUCUUCAAAAUACAAGGUGCAACUGUACCAGCCCACAGGGCAGUUCUGGUGGCUCGCUGUGAGGUUAUGGCAGCUAUGUUUAAUGGUAAUUAUCUAGAGGCAAAUAGUGUCCUAGUUCCAGUGUAUGGGGUUUCCAAAGACACUUUCCUCUCCUUUCUAGAGUAUCUUUAUACCGACUCCUGCUGCCCAGCCAGUAUUCUCCAAGCUAUGUCUCUGUUGAUCUGUGCAGAGAUGUACCAAGUAAUGAGACUUCAGCAUAUUUGUGAGCUUUAUAUUAUCACUCAACUCCAGAGCAUGCCUAGCAGGGAACUGGCAUCCACCAGUCUCAGUAUUGUUAACUUGCUCAAAAAAGCUAAGUUUCACAAUUCUGAUUGCCUUUCAACAUGGCUUCUUCAUUUUAUUGCCACUAACUACCUCAUCUUCAGCCAAAAACCUGAAUUUCAAGAACUUUCAGUGGAGGAGCGCAAUUUUGUAGAGAUGCACCGAUGGCCUUCCAAUUUGUACCUGAAGCAGCUUGCUGAUUACAGGAACUAUAUCCACUCUCAGAAGUGCCACUGCACAGUAAUGUAAGGAGACUGAGCACAUGCAAAGUGCAUCUUGACUGUGAAAUCUCGGAUUGGGGAUUAUACAGAAUAUAAAAAUCAUGUCAAGAGUGAAACCAGAUGCUGACCUCCUCUGGAACGCUCCAUGCCAUGCUGUAGUGCACUGACAGACAUUCUUCGUUUUGCUGAUAAAUCAUUCUAUUUUUUUUCUUAAAUCAUUGCUAAAUGCAUCUUGAAGAUUUAUUUCAAGCACAAAGACUUCCUAUCUGUGGGGAUUAAAUGUAGUAUGGGACAGCCUCAUCUGUUCCACCUUCUAAUUUCUUUAUUGUUUAUUUUACUGAUUUUCAUGGUUAUUUAUGGCUGCUAAACUCGAAUCUGUUGAAAAAAAGACUGGUUUUGUAAAUCUGUUUAUAAUAGCACAGUAGCAGCGCAGGGAAGCUGAGAAGCCAAAUCGUAAAUUCCUUAUACAUUUCAGAAUGCAAAAAUUUAUUGCAGCAUUUGUUGGUUUGCAAGAUAAAGGAUAGGCUUAAUAAGCAUUUUAGUUACUAUUAGUUGUCUAUUUCAAGAUUAGUCUGUAGUUCUCUUACAAUCCUGUGAGUAGAUACUUUAAUCCUAGAGAAAUGCGUAUACAUCACUGUAUUCUCUAGUGCCUCCCAAAUGUCUAAAAAUUGAAAUAAUUUUUCCUGCCAGUAAAUAGGAGAAGAAAGCCUGUUUUAACAAUCUGUAAA
This is a messenger RNA of Pipra filicauda (Wire-tailed manakin), 2984 nucleotides long. RefSeq names its product Rho related BTB domain containing 3 (gene RHOBTB3). The transcript has 12 exons. Gene Ontology annotation, biological process: regulation of proteolysis; proteasome-mediated ubiquitin-dependent protein catabolic process. Gene Ontology annotation, cellular component: cytoplasm. The coding region runs from base 461 to 2284 and encodes 607 amino acids. Gene Ontology annotation, molecular function: GTPase activity; ubiquitin protein ligase binding; GTP binding. NCBI's taxonomy places the organism in Eukaryota, Metazoa, Chordata, Aves, Passeriformes, Pipridae. The record is from RefSeq and is a predicted model, not a curated record.